Molecule: messenger RNA, 2812 nt
Organism: Solea senegalensis (Senegalese sole)
Lineage: Eukaryota; Metazoa; Chordata; Actinopteri; Pleuronectiformes; Soleidae
Gene: scamp2
Product: secretory carrier membrane protein 2
Exons: 9
Coding region: 106-1086 (326 amino acids)
Biological process (GO): protein transport
Cellular component (GO): recycling endosome membrane; trans-Golgi network membrane
Source: RefSeq, a predicted model, not a curated record
CUUCAUUCGAGGAAGUGAGUAGGAGAGGCAGUUCAGGCGACAGGGGAAAGUCAGUUGUUUAUUCCGCGCUCAGAAAGACUAAAACGUCCCCGCGAACAUUUCAACAUGUCGAAUAUUGACAACAACCCGUUCGCAGCGUCUGCAGGCGACAACCCUUUCAAUGAUCCUUCAGUCACACAAGUGACCAACUCCCACGUAGAGACAGUCGACCAGUUCAACCCUUUCCCUGAUCAUUCCACAGGUGGACUAGCAAGUCAUACAACUCCAGCCACCACGUCUCUCUAUCAGCCUGCUGUGUUACAGCCGUCUACAGAGCCCAGUCCACAGGCGACUGCUGCUGCAGCUCAAGCCAAACUGCUGAAGCAGCAGGAGGAGCUGGAGAGAAAAGCUGCUGAGCUGGACCGCAGAGAGCACGAGCUCCAGAGCAGAGGCCCGACAGGUAAAGAGAACAACUGGCCUCCACUGCCCAAAUUCUUCCCCAUCAAACCAUGUUUCUAUCAGGACUUCUCGGAAGAAAUUCCUCCAGAGUAUCAGCGAGUGUGCAAGAUGAUGUAUUAUCUUUGGAUGUUCAACUGUGUGACUCUGUUCCUCAAUCUGCUGGCUUGUCUGGCUAUGUUCAUCACCGACUCGUCUGGUGGUAUGGAUUUUGGCCUCUCAAUUCUGUGGCUGGUUCUCUUCGCUCCAUGCUCCUUCCUCUGCUGGUACCGCCCCAUUUAUAAGGCUUUAAAGACUGACAGCUCCUUCAGCUUUUUCUUCUUCUUCUUUGUGUUUUUCUGCCAAGUGGUGAUCUUCAUCAUCCAGGCUGUAGGGAUCCCCAGAUGGGGGAACAGUGGCUGGAUCACUGCUUUCACCGUCAUCACUACAAACAAGGCAGUGGGCGCCAUCAUGAUCAUAGUGGCCAUCCUCUUCACUAUUUGUGGUGUGCUGUCUGUCAUCCUGCUCAAGAUGGUCCACAGCAUGUACCGCCGGACUGGAGCCAGUUUCCAGAAAGCGCAGCAGGAAUUCUCUCAGGGUGUCUUCACCAAUAAAAAUUUCCAAACUGCUGCUGCUGGUGCUGCCCAGGGAGCCUUCCAGCAGAACAACUAAUGCUAGAUAGAGCUAGGGCAAGCUCCAUACAACAGGUCAAGGUCUUUAUAUUAUCAGGUCAACACGAUUAACCAAACUAAUGCGAAUCAUUGAGGAAGUUUAGCUUCGCUGAGAACGGAGAAGGCCUUCCAAAGUGUUAGUGAUUCUCCUAUACUUUUGGAGCCAGUUGGUGCAAAAAUUCUGAUCUGACCUUAUAAUGUACAGACCAUGAUCUAAGUGAGGCUACGUUAUCAUUUCACCGUCAAUGGACACGUGACUCCCAAUGUUAACUUUGCAUUUCACUUCAUCCAGCUCUGUUAGCGAGUGAAAAGCAGUUGAGGGACAAAGUCACACAUUUAGUGAUUUUCAAGGUGGAAAGCAUGAAUGAGGCUGACUGAUUUCUGUCUCUGUCCCUGGCUUUGUAUAUUUUGUGUGCACUUUCCUGCAAUGCUCUUCAUUGUAAUGUACGGUGUGUGUGUGAGAGUGUGUGUGUGCGCGUGUGCCCUGGCAUGCUGGUCACAUACUGUAAAGUAUGCUAGUCUUAAUCCAUGUAAAUGGAUCAUGUAAUGUAAAAAAAGUGUUCCUGUAUGUUGUUGAUUGGCAUAUUUUGGUCUUGAAUAACAUUUCAUUGUUGUGUGUUUUUUGUUUUGUGCUGCAAAUAUUAUGGUAAAGAGGAAGAAAACCGGACGUAAUUGUUGUUUCCUGGAGGCCUUAGAGUUUGACAUGUUACUCAUGCAGUAAAUAUUCAUUUAAAUCUUGGAUCAUACAUUAAAUAUGGAAAGAAAUCUAAGAGUUAUAAGGAAACAUUUUUCAUUGACAAAAAGAAAAUAGUGGUAUAAUCAGUAUUGUGAGGAAGUUGGCUUUUGUAGGGAUUACAUGACGGUUUCUAAUUUAACAUCAGUGUUACCUACGUCAUGUUUGUUAUCACCAGAUUGAGUUCCCUCUUAAUAAUAUAAUUCAGAGAUGUACUUCACACUGGUGAACUGGUGUUUUCUUCAUUAUCAGUAUCAUGUUAAUGGUUUCUGACGCAGAUUCAGCUGCAUCUGUCAUCAGUGACUUGCCUGAGAGUUGUUGCUAAGGAGACCAAAGCAAUCCUGAUUAUUGGGGGGGAAAAAAAGAAGAACGAGAUUUGACCUCAGGUCACAGUUUGCUUGAGUUGGCUGCUUUGAUCCAAACUGCAUUACGGUACAGCAGCAUAUUCAGCCUGGUAAAUGAUUAAACAUAAUCUGAACAUAUCUCAGAGAUUCUCCUCGAAUUCAUUGCACUCAAAUUCAUUUUUUAAUUCCAACCAGAGCUGUGUGAAUUUGGCGUAAUAUACCCAGUAAAGGUAUUUAAUUUUCUCAUGUUCUCAUAAAUCAUUUCAUUUUCAAACUAAUUUAAGUCUUCCUGAAGACCACCACCACCACCACCACGUUCUAAAUUAUUUCAGUACUGAUGUAUAUUUCCUGUGAUUUCGUAUAAUGGAGUGUGUGUGUGUGUGUGUGUGUGUUUUGCUCAGUGUACAGUUUUUAAACAUUUGGCUCGGAUAUAUAAUAUAUGUAUAAAUUCUAAAAGAACGACUGCACACUCGGAUCAUUUCUGUGCUGUUCUUUCAGCAAAUGAGCGAAUCAUUUCAAGUUCAACCUCGACACAGUAACACAACUGUAUUAUUCACACAUUUCCAUGCGCUUUGUGUCGGGAGAAGACAAAUUUGUGCCUUUUGUAUUUCUUGAUUGAAUAUAGCAUCUAAUAAAAUGCUUUGCUUCCA